AUGAUGGGCCCACUUAGCACUGGUCCAAGAAACAGCAUUCUUUGCAAAAUUUUAGAUUACAAGUACACUGAAUAUAUAGCAAGCAUAAACCCUGCAAAUAGUAUCAAAUUUCAAUUUUCAACCAGGAGAAAGAUGAAAAUGACUCCAUUUAAUCUUCUGCAUAACAUAUUCCUCUUUUUUACCUUGUUUUCAAUAAUCAUCCAUGCAUACACAGAUCUAGAAACUCUGUUGCGCCUCAAAUCCGCCAUUGUUGGACCUUCAGGCUCCGGCCUUCAGGACUGGGCCGCCAUGCAGCCGUCGUCUCCGUCUGCUCAUUGCUCGUUUUCCGGCGUUACAUGCAACGAGGACUUACGCGUGAUUUCGCUUAACAUCGCUAAUGUCCCGCUCCUGGGGACUCUCCCGCCGGAGAUUGGGCUUUUGGACAAGCUUGUCAAUCUUAGCCUUGUCGCCACCAACCUCACUGGCCCACUUCCGGCGGAGAUGGCGAAUUUGAUGUCCUUAAGGUUGGUAAAUCUUUCUGCAAAUUUGUUCAAUGGGACAUUUCCAGGAGAAAUUGUGCUCACCAUGCAUGAACUGGAAGUGUUUGAUAUUUAUAACAAUAAUUUCUCCGGUGAAAUUCCCGGCGAGUUUGUGAAGUUGAAGAAACUCAAAAUACUUGCACUCGGAGGGAAUUAUUUUUCUGGCGAAAUCCCGAUAACUUACUCGGAGUUUGAAAGCUUGACGAAUUUGGGUUUACAGGGAAACUCGUUAACAGGAAAAAUUCCGGCCAGCUUAGCUAAGAUUCCAAAUCUCCAAGAACUUCGUCUUGGAUAUUAUAACUUGUAUGACGGUGGUAUUCCACCUGAAUUAAGCUCGGCGAGCUCACUCCGAUUGCUUGAUCUUGCAAGUUGCAAUCUUUCCGGCCCAAUUCCGGCGGGUCUUGGGAAUCUUAAGCAUUUGCACUCAUUGUUUCUUCAAAUAAACAAACUUACGGGGCAGAUUCCGUCUGAGCUGUCGGGUUUGAUCAGUUUGAUGUCAUUAGACCUGUCCAUUAACAAUCUCACCGGAGCGAUACCGGAGAGUUUUGCUGAAUUGAAGAAUUUGACAUUGAUUAAUUUGUUUCAGAACCAAUUUCGAGGUCCCAUUCCGGCAUUCAUUGGGGACCUACCGAAUCUUGAAGUUUUUCAAAUAUGGAUCAACAAUUUCACUCUUGAAUUGCCAGAAAAUCUUGGCCGGAAUGGGAGGCUAUUGCUGCUCGAUGUCACGAAUAACCACCUUACCGGUACUAUACCGAAGGACUUAUGUAAAGGAAAAAAGUUGAAGACUUUGAUAUUGAUGGAGAACUAUUUUUACGGCCCGAUUCCUGAUGAAUUUGGCGAAUGCAAGUCAUUAAAUCGGAUUAGGAUAAAGAAGAACUACUUGAACGGAACAAUUCCAUCGGGUUUUUUCAGUUUGCCGGCGUUGGAUAUGCUUGAGGUGGAUGAUAAUUUCUUCUCCGGGGAGCUUCCAGCAGAAAUUUCAGCAAAUAUUCUUGGAAGUCUUACACUUUCUAAUAAUUGGAUAACUGGAAAAAUUCCUCCGGCCAUUGGCAAUUUGAUGAAUUUAGAGAUCUUAUCUCUAGACACGAAUAGAUUUUCCGGUGAAAUUCCGGUUGAAAUCUUUAAUCUGAAGAAACUUUCCAAGUUAAACUUCAGUGGUAACAACUUGACAGGUGAAAUUCCAGGUUCAAUUGCUAAUUGUUCCCACCUAACUUUUAUUGAUUUAAGUCGAAAUGAUUUAGACGGUGCGAUUCCAAAGGAAAUUUCCAGGCUGCAGAACUUGAAUGCACUGAAUAUGUCGAGAAAUAGACUGGAUGGAGAAAUUCCAGGCGAUAUCGGGUUGAUGAAAAGUUUAACACUGGUAGAUCUUUCUUACAACAAUUUUUCAGGCAGAAAACCGACCUCCGGGCUGUUAAAAGACCUCGAUGAUCGUUUUUUCGCCGGAAAUCCUAACCUCUGUUCUCCUCGAAGUAUGUCUUGUCCCUCGGCCUCAACUCCAUUGCAGAGAUCUCGAGAAAGCCAUUCAAGAACGUCGAAAAUUGUAGUAACGCUAGUCAUAUUGAUUCCAGUUUUAUUACUGUUGGUUCUUGCUUGGAUAACGAUUAGAAGGAGGCGGCUCAAAAAAUCAAUGACUUGGAAACUUACGGCAUUCCAGAAGCUCGAUUUCAAAGCAGAAGACGUGUUGGAAUGCUUGAAAGAAGAGAACAUUAUUGGCAAAGGAGGCGCUGGAAUUGUCUACAGAGGAUCCAUGCCUAACAGCAUUGACGUCGCGAUAAAAAGAUUACCAAUCGGUCGAGGCAAUGAUCGUGGCUUCGCGGCUGAAAUUCAGACAUUAGGACGAAUCAGACACCGGAACAUUGUGAGACUUCUUGGGUACGUGUCGAACAAGGACACAAAUUUAUUGUUGUACGAAUAUAUGUCCCAUGGAAGUUUAGGGGACACGUUGCACUGUACAAAAGGGGUUAGUUUGCAAUGGGAAUCAAGAUACAGGAUUGCAAUUGAGGCUGCUAAGGGAUUGUGCUACUUGCACCAUGAUUGCUCUCCUUCGAUUAUUCACCGGGACGUUAAGUCGAAUAACAUUUUGCUCGACUCUGGCUACGAGGCUCACGUGGCUGAUUUUGGGCUCGCCAAGUUUUUGAACGAUGAGGGUGGCUCCGAAUGCAUGUCCUCCAUUGCUGGCUCCUAUGGCUAUAUUGCACCAGAGUAUGCCUACACACUGAAAAUUGAUCAAAAGAGUGAUGUUUACAGCUUUGGGGUGGUCCUGUUAGAGCUCAUCACUGGUCGAAAGCCAGUGGGUGAGUUUGGCGAAGGUGUAGACAUUGUACAGUGGGUACGACUAACGAUAUCGGAGCUCAACCAACAGUCAGACACCUCAUCAGUACUUGCAAUAAUUGACUCCAGGCUCACUGGAUACCCACUAACUGGUGUCAUAUACAUGUUCAAGAUUGCAAUGUUGUGUGUUGAGGAUGAAAGUUCGUCUAGGCCAAAUAUGAGAGAAGUUGUUCACAUGCUCACAAAUCCUCCACUGUCUACACCAAACCUCCUUGGACUUUAA
Messenger RNA from Fraxinus pennsylvanica, 3072 nucleotides. Lineage: Eukaryota; Viridiplantae; Streptophyta; Magnoliopsida; Lamiales; Oleaceae. The record is from the annotation of a GenBank genome assembly.